UAGUGUCCUCUUGGAGUCAUUUUGGUCCCCAUUUUGUUUUUGAAUUCGUCUUUUAAGAGAAGUCUCUCUGUGUUGUUUAACUUUAUCACUCGCGUAGAUAUAGAGGAACGUAUCGACGCGACAAAUUCAAAGUGAACUAUUUUCUGCCUCAGUUAUUAAACUAAAAGAUUCAUAUAAAUUGGUUCAAUGACGCAAAUUUACGUGCGCGUUGUCGACGACGAGACUUGUCCAGACCAAGCGAUCGAGAUUGAAGCCGAGGAAGAUGGCACUCUUCUGCUUUCGAACGUCAACGGUCAAUUCCCUGGAGCCUGUGGUCUGAGGUACAGGAACCCAGAAACACAGGCUUUUCGUGGCGUGAGACUAGUGGAAGACGUCUUGUAUCCGCCCUUUGAGGACGGAUGGGGCGACACGCUGUUUCUCGUGGUGCCUAGUAAAGCGGCUGAUAGUGCAAGCAAACGUAAAAUAGAAGAAUCACCAAUUGGCAAGGAGCCAGAGACAAAAAUAACCAAAGUAGAGGGAGUAGAUGUUGGUGAUCUUAUCGUCCUUGGUUUACCUUAUGCAACAACUGAAAGUGAGAUGAAGGAAUAUUUCACCCGAUUUGGAGAAAUUGACUUUUGUGAGGUGAAGCUGGACCCAAACACCAGAAGAUCAAGAGGAUUUGGUUUUGUGAGGUUCAAGAAAGAUGAGGAUGCUAAAAAUGUGUUGUCUACUUCUCAUCGAAUCCAGGGUCGGCUAUGUGAAGUCAGAUUACCAAGGCCAAAGGAAGAGCUGAAUGUGCCAAAGAAGCUAUUUGUUGGCCGGCUUCCAGAGAGUACCACAGAAAAGACCCUGAUGGAAUAUUUUGCCCAGUUUGGAGAAGUCACAGAUGUCUAUAUUCCCAAACCCUUCCGGCACUUUGGUUUUGUCACAUUUGCUUCUGGUGAGCUUGCUAAAAAAGUAUUAUCCCAAAACCAUCGUAUAAGUGGCAGCCUGUUGAAUAUCACAUUUGCUGAGCCGAAAUCCACUGCAAAGGGAAUGGGGUCUGGGUACGCUUGGGGAGGUGGGGCUAGUGAGAUGUGGACGGGGAGUCCAGGGUGGAGUGGACGUCAGGGUGGGGCUAACAUGGGGUACAGCCCUGCAAAUGCUACCACUGCGUACAACAGUAUGUUGAGCAUGAUGAACCAGGCUGGCAUGAUGAGUCCCAGCACAAAUAAGACAUGGUCACGAUCCAAUCUCAACACUACGCCACCACAACACCGGUGAAGAGUGUGGAAAGUGGAGAGUCUGUUGAACUAUAGUAAGACAUUGAAAUUCUUACAGGAACUAUGUUCUUAGUAGAAGUUUUAAUGAGUUCUGAUAGUAUGUUCUUGUAUAGAAAGUGAAAGGUUUUUUUAAGGUUUGCAAUGUGAACGACUGAAAGACUUGUACAGUAACGUGUGAUGUGUUCUUGUCUGGUUUUGUGAUAUAUUGUAUGCAUUAAAGUGGGAGACAGUGUCAAAUUGGAA
Nematostella vectensis (starlet sea anemone) is the source of this 1484-nucleotide messenger RNA. Its product is annotated as TAR DNA-binding protein 43. Gene Ontology annotation, molecular function: RNA binding. The transcript has 4 exons. Bases 187 to 1242 code for a protein of 351 amino acids. Gene Ontology annotation, cellular component: nucleoplasm. The record is from RefSeq and is a predicted model, not a curated record. Gene Ontology annotation, biological process: regulation of gene expression. Lineage: Eukaryota; Metazoa; Cnidaria; Anthozoa; Actiniaria; Edwardsiidae.